Messenger RNA from Haemonchus placei, 372 nucleotides. The record is from the annotation of a GenBank genome assembly. NCBI's taxonomy places the organism in Eukaryota, Metazoa, Nematoda, Chromadorea, Rhabditida, Trichostrongylidae.
AUGCGAUUUCCCUUGUUGGGACUAGCCUUAGCGCUGGUACUGAUCGAAGACGUCUCAGGGUACUCCGAAUGUGUAGGCCAGCCAUGCGAUGAAUGCCAUUUCUACUUUAAAGCUGGAGACCAAUGCAAUGUGCUUGGGAACUAUCCCAUGCUGUUUUGCGAUGCUGACUCAGGAGUAAUUCGUCAAACCAUGAAUGCCUUCCUGCAAUGCCGAGGGUCGGUGCUUAUUCUGAAAGAAUGUGCUCACGGUACAUAUUACGAGGAUGGGAAAGGCUGUAUUGAUCCAACCGUUGAACCUUUUCUGCAAGGACUUUCUGUUUCAGGUUUGGAAAGCCAAAUCUAUUUAUCGCUCUCUCCCGCUGGAUCACUGUAG